ACGAGACUCAAAAGGAGGUAAAGACAAGAGGGCCAGGGGAGGGACAAAGACAGCUUUUCUUGAAGACCCUUUUUCUCCCUUCUCCGUCUCUCCUUACAUAUAUACGCCAUGAAAUCAUGAAUGCAAACCGUGUUUCUUCAGACCCAUUCCAGUCUUCUCCACUCACUCUUUCCUAAUUCCUUUCGAAGUUUGAAACCCAGAUACUCGAAUUGAGAGGACUCUCGAGUUUUUGACUCAAAGGCUUAGGCUUGAUUAUUGACCUAUUUAACAGCAACUCACCUCUCGAGAGAAGAAAGCAACAAAAAACCUUCGCUUCUUUUAGCGGUUGUUGGUCUCAUUGAAAUCAUAUUUUUGUUGUUUUUCCUUACUCUUGUCAUUGAUUUUAGCUCUGCACUAUCAUUAAUCAAAAAAUCCCAUCGAGGUUCAACUGGGUUUUAAAUUUCUUUCUGCCUGGUUGAAGCUUGAAUUGGAGAGCUAGAUUUUCCAUGGGUGAAGUUCAAGAAAUCUUUUCGGAUGAUGUGAAGGAAGUUUUCGCAGUUGGGCUUGAUUCAGAAGCCAGAGGCUACCAGACAGCAACUAUCUUGGGUGAAAAGAUUUUUGUCAUUGGUGGAUCUUCUGAUGGUUCAACUUUGUCAAUUGACGUCAAGGUUUUCCACAAAUCAACAGGGAAAUGGAGUGUUCCUAAGGUGUUAGGUACAAAACCCACCCCAUGUAAGGGUCAUUCGGCUGUGCUUCUGAACAAGGAAAGAAUCUUGAUUCUCAAGAGGGACUCUACCCCAGAAGAUUGUGCUUGGUUUCUUGAGGUGGACACACCAUUUAUUAGAGAGCAGAAGAAGAUCUUGAAUGUGGAUGUGGUUGCUUGGAGUAAAGGGGUUAGAGGUUAUAGUCCUAAGCCAAUAGUUAUCAGUGGUCCCUCUGGAGUUGGUAAGGGAACAUUAAUAAACAAGCUCAUGAAGGAAUUCCCAUCCAUGUUUGGGUUCUCUGUGAGCCACACAACCAGAGCUCCAAGGGACAAGGAGAAGGAUGGAGUCCAUUAUCACUUCACGGAAAGGAGCAUAAUGGAGAAGGAAAUACGUGAUGGCAAGUUCUUAGAAUCUGCAUCUGUUCAUGGAAACCUGUAUGGAACCAGCAUUGAAGCUGUUGAGGUUGUAGCUGACGCAGGAAAGAGGUGCAUACUCGACAUAGAUGUUCAAGGUGCCAGGUCCGUAAGGGUCAGUUCUCUUGAUGCAGUUUUCAUCUUCAUUUGUCCACCUUCAUUUGAGGAGCUUGAGAAGCGACUUCGUGCUCGGGGCACUGAAACAGAGGAACAGGUCCAAAAGCGGCUCUGCAAUGCAAGAUUAGAGCUUGAGCUAGGAAGAUCUUCAGGACUUUUUGAUCAUAUUUUGGUAAACGAUGACUUGGAAACAUGCUACCAGAGCCUUAAGAAACUGUUGGGCCUAGAUGUGAGCAUGGAGGCCACCCAACAACAAUCUCAAAAGAUGGUUGAUGCUCCUUUGGGAGAUUCAGAAUCAGAAAUGGAUCAGAAAGUCUUGAUACAAUGCAGAGCUUCUGAACUAGGAAAGACAUCGAAGAACUGGUUUGUGCUUGACGUUUCUUCCAUCAAAGGAGGGGCCCCAGGCCGGACAAGAGGAAUAAACAUGUAUGCAAUCGACCCAUUUGCAGAUGGUCAAUAUGGGAUUAAAACAUCUUCAUGAUAUUGAGCGGAUUGACAUUGAACUAGUUAGUACUAACGGUGGCCUCUCGGCUUUCGGUUUUGGAUUAUUAACACAAGGAGUGAGGAUUGGUGAUAUAUCUCUUAUUGCAGUGCAAUAAACCAGAAAAAAAUCCCAAAUUAAUUCACAUGCUGUUCUAUUUCCCCCCACAUUUUUUAUUGUUUAUUGCUGAGAUAAGAAACUAGCUCUUGGCCUCUAUUACUGUAGUAGAGUUAGGCUGACAGAGAAAUUUGCUUUUCUUUUUCCUAGUAUGGAGAUUGUGGCUGAUGGUCCAUGGGCUACGUAGUACAUACAUAUGUAUCCUGCUUUCUAGAUAUUUCCUCGAUCCUUGCUAAAAGAGGAGAAUAAAAUAUGAAUGCAACAGUGAUACUAAUUAACUAUA
Messenger RNA from Nelumbo nucifera (sacred lotus), 2094 nucleotides. Its product is annotated as guanylate kinase 2-like. Gene Ontology annotation, molecular function: protein binding; GMP kinase activity. Gene Ontology annotation, cellular component: cytosol. The record is from RefSeq and is a predicted model, not a curated record. Lineage: Eukaryota; Viridiplantae; Streptophyta; Magnoliopsida; Proteales; Nelumbonaceae. Gene Ontology annotation, biological process: purine nucleotide metabolic process.